Molecule: messenger RNA, 348 nt
Organism: Monoraphidium neglectum
Lineage: Eukaryota; Viridiplantae; Chlorophyta; Chlorophyceae; Sphaeropleales; Selenastraceae
Exons: 3
Coding region: 1-348 (115 amino acids)
Source: RefSeq, a predicted model, not a curated record
AUGAUUACCCUGGCAUGCCGAGUCGAUUGCCACUCGGAGCAGGAGGCGCCCCGCAAGCGCAAGUCGCUGGAGCAGCGCCGCGCGGUGGUCUUGGAGAAGCCGGAGAAGCGCGCCGCCGCCCUGCUGCAGCAGCUCAACGCGAUUCGCAACGACAAGGCCGAGAAGCGGCGCGAGCAGGCCGCGCGCAAGCGGGUCGUGCGGGACAAGGCGCAGGCGAAGGAGAACGAGUGGCGGGACAAGCUGAAGAAGGAGCGGCUCAAGGAGCAGUACAGGGAGCAGGGCAAGGCGGCCAAGAGGGCGGCAAUGGCGGCAGAGGGAGGGCCGUCGGCCAAGAGGCGGCGCAAGUGA